AUGCGCUUCACCGAGACCGCCACUCUCGUCGUGCUCGCAGCUCGUGCUGGCUUGGCUCUUCAAGGCGAAUUCAAACAUGUCAAGGCUUUGAUUGUCCGCAACGAGGAAGGCAAACAAGGUGCACCGCCCUCAAGCUAUGAUGCUACUACCACUGGCGGAGGCGACCCAAGCUUCAAGCCACAUCGUCGCCCUGGACCAAAGCCACCAUCAUAUACCUCUGAUGAUCCAUCGACCGCGCCACCAUCAUAUACCCCUAGUGAUCCAUCGACCCGACCACCGUCAUAUACCUCUAAUGAUCCAUCGACCGGGCCACCGUCUUACGCUGUUCAUGUCGAUCCACCAACCGCGCCACCUUCUUACACAGGAGGUGGUGGUGGCGGCCGAGGCCGUACUGGCCCGGAACCGAUUCCUGGCUUUCCAUACUGUAUCGGUCAAUUCGCUUACGAGGGCUGCCCAUAUUGUCCAUCUUGGUACCCAGGGCCACCACCACCAGCACCACCUCUAGACAACCCAUGCCAGUAUGGCUGCGACCCACAGUGGUGCCCAUGGCAGUGCGAGGUACCGCCCAACCCAUGUUCCAGCAGCUCGAGCAGCUCAUCUGGCUGCUUUUAUCCACCGGUCCCAUGUUCUUCGAGCUCGAGCUCAAGCUGCAUUCAGCCGCCAGUUCCAUGCUCGAGUAACUCGGACUCUGAUAUCAGCUCCGGAUGCUACGUCCCCCCGACGCCUUGCCCGUACGAUCCCUCCGGUUCCACGGACUCUAGCAACUGUACCCCUCUCUGUCCUCUCGGCCAAUCCACUUCAAGCGAUGGUAACUGCAUUCCCAUCUGCGACCCUGGCUCAAGCUCAUCUAGCUACGGCUGCAUCCCGAUCUGCCCAUCUGAUUCGAGCAGUUCCGAUGAGUUCUGCGCGAAUAUUCUAUUCCCCGAUUCCUCAGCUCCAGGUUCGGAUGCCGCGGCUCCUGCUGGCGCAGGUAGUCCACUGGGUUCCAUUACUGGCAUUCUCGGAGGUCUGGGCAGAUGA
Molecule: messenger RNA, 1020 nt
Organism: Fulvia fulva
Lineage: Eukaryota; Fungi; Ascomycota; Dothideomycetes; Mycosphaerellales; Mycosphaerellaceae
Exons: 2
Coding region: 1-1020 (339 amino acids)
Source: RefSeq, a predicted model, not a curated record